UUAGGCUGGAAGAAGCGGUUGUAAAUUAGGUAGAAUUAGGAACCGACUGCUGUAAAUAGUUGAUAUACGUACCUCCCUAUGUGAGCAUCCUAUGUAAAUAUAUUUUCUUUAUAAAUGAAAGAAAUCCAAGAGAAAGGUAUUGAGACCAAAACUGACAUGGUAUCAGAGCUUCUAUUCUGAUUAUCAUUUCUCUAUGGUCUUAAUCCUUGAGAAUUUCUGAGUUGCGACAAUAAUUUUCUGUUUUCACACGGUAGUGAGUUUCUGAGUUUGUUGUGAGUGUUUUCUCGGUGCUUGUGGGGUUCCGCUUGUGGGUUUGUCCUCUUAGUGGCUGUCAGCAGCUGCAGGUGAUGUUUCUGCAACAAUAGACAGAAACUGUGUGGUGGUCGACCACAGAAACUGUGGUGGUUGACAGCAUUUGUGGGUGGCUUUGAGGCUAUCGGCAGGUUCUGUGUACAACUGUGUGGUGGUCGACCACACCUGUGUGGCUAUCGGCAGUGUUUACUUUCUGGGUCAUGUUUUUUUUGGGUCCUGCCGCAUUUUUUUUUUCUCUACCAUUGUUCACGGCAUCUUCAGGCUUCCUUUUCGUGGGCAAUUCUUUUCUUUCUUGUGAGUCUUUUUAUUUUUUGUGGGCCGUGCGUCUUUCCUCUUGACGUGAGUCUCUUUUACUCAAUGGGAGAGCAAAUAAAAAAUACGUGAGCCCAAUAGUGAAGAGCUUCUUGCAGUGAGUCUUUUUUUUUUUUAAUUAUUAUUAUUACUCCCGUGGGCUAAUUUCGAGUGGGAUUCUAUUACUUUGAGUGGAUCAUUUUGCGUUGGCCCAAUUAAUAUUCUUAUUAUCAGUUUGGGAACCUUGUGCUGCAAUACGUGAUUGUGUCCUCUUUUGGACUAAUAAUUUGUAUUGCAAAUUAUUUGCGUAGGUUUAUUUCAUUUGCAUUACGUGUUUGGGCCUCUCUUAUUGGGUUUAUUUUUUUUAUUCAUAGACUUUCAUAAUGUCUAUUGAAAAUACUAUUGUACGAUUUACUAGCAAAAAUUUUCCUACAUGGAAAUUUCAGUUUAAGAUAUUUUUGAAAGGGAAAGAAUUAUCAAAUCAUAUGAAUAGUUCUGUUCGAGUUCCCACUGAUGAUAAGGAAUUUGCCCAAUGGGAGGUCAAGGAUACUAAGGUGAUCUCCUGGCUGUGGGGAACGAUUGAGCCCCAUCUUGGUACCAAUCUUCGGUGUUUUACUACGGCUCAAGCUAUGUGGGAUUAUCUUCACCGUAUUUACCACCAAGAUCAUAGUGCUCGGAAGUUCUAAUUAGAGUUGGAAAUUAGUAAUUAUAGUCAAGGCAAUUUACUUAUCACACAAUUUUAUUCUAGUUUUAUUAACCUUUGGAGUGAGUAUUCUGCUAUUGCUCAUGCUGAGGUUCCCACUGUGGCUCUCGUGGCUCUUCAAACAGUUCAUGCUGAGAGUUAACGCGAUCAGUUUUUAAUGAAAUUUCGACCCGAAUUUGAGCCCGUUCGAGCUGGUUUAUUGAACCGUGAUCCAGUUCCUUCUUUAAACAUUUGUUUGGGAGAUUUGUUGCAUGAAGAACAACGGUUAUCCACUCAGAUGAGUAUGACUUCUGAGAAUGUCUUUUUCGAGACUGUGAAUGUAGCCUAUGCAGCACAAGGGAGAGGGAGGAACAAGUUGCAAUGUUUCAGUUGUAAAGAAUUUGGUCAUAUUACUCGCAACAAUUCUAAGAAAGUUUGUAACUACUGCAAGAAAGAGGGUCAUAUUAUUAAGGAUUGUCGAAUACGGCCUCAGAAUCGCCAAUCCCAAGCUUUUCAUACUGUUGUUCAGUCCUCUGCUUCUUCUUCUGCGCCGCCUACUAUAAGCUCUGAUUCAUCUUUUCUAACACCGGCAAUGGUCCAACAGAUAAUUGUGUCUGUUUUUAAGGCCUUAGGCCUGCAAGGUCUCCCUGGUGUUCGUAAGUAUAAAGGCUUGCAAAAUAUUCAGAUUGCUGAUGGCAAUACUCUUCCUAUUACUAUUGUUGGUAAUUUAGGCUCUUCAUUUUGUGAUUUUUUGUCUCUCCUGGAUUGUCUACCAAUUUAAUCUCUGUUGGGCAAUUGGUCGAUAAUAAUUGUGAUGUUCACUUCUCUCAUCGUGGUUGUUUUGUGUAGGAUCAGAUGUCGGGGAUGGUGAUCGCGAAGGGACCUAAAGUAGGACAUUUAUUUCCCUUACAGUUUUCUAUUCCUACUGUUGUUUUUCUUGCCUGUAUGGCUACUGUUAAUACUCAUGAAAUUUGGCAUAAGAAAUUAGGUCAUCCUAAUUCUGUUAUAUUGACUCAUCUUAUGAGACAUGGUUUUUUGGGCAAUAAAAACUCAUUUUCUUCUUCU
Molecule: messenger RNA, 2350 nt
Organism: Carya illinoinensis
Lineage: Eukaryota; Viridiplantae; Streptophyta; Magnoliopsida; Fagales; Juglandaceae
Exons: 2
Coding region: 1464-2066 (200 amino acids)
Molecular function (GO): nucleic acid binding; zinc ion binding
Source: RefSeq, a predicted model, not a curated record